This is a messenger RNA of Gossypium raimondii (Peruvian cotton), 1293 nucleotides long. RefSeq names its product auxin-responsive protein IAA11. Gene Ontology annotation, cellular component: nucleus. Lineage: Eukaryota; Viridiplantae; Streptophyta; Magnoliopsida; Malvales; Malvaceae. The transcript has 5 exons. Gene Ontology annotation, biological process: regulation of DNA-templated transcription. The coding region runs from base 220 to 1083 and encodes 287 amino acids. The record is from RefSeq and is a predicted model, not a curated record. Gene Ontology annotation, molecular function: protein binding.
ACCAAAAUCACCUUCCCAACCAACCUUUUUCCAUUUUUCUCCUUCUUCACUACCACUCCUCUAUUAUUAUUUCCUUUCGUUUUCAAUUUCCUCUCACAAAUCUUCUUUUUGGUUUUCCCAUUUCUCUCUGCCUGCAAAAAUCCCAUAUACAACCUUUUACUUCCAUUUGAUCAUUUUUCUUCUCCUCUUUGAACCUAGGACCUGGGGGUUCAGUUUUAAAUGCAAGGUGGUGGCGGCGGCGGUUCUGAAAGUGGGUCAAUGUCUACAGUGUCAAGGGACGAGAACAUGGUGGUGUCUUCUGAAGAUUCUUCGUGCCCGGAUGAGUCUGGGUUGGAGUUGGGUCUUGGUUUGAGCCUCGGUGGUGGUGGUGGCGGCGGCCGCCAAGGCGGUGGUUUUAAGAUGCAUCAUGUUUCCAAAGGUGGUCCAUAUGCUAGGAUUUUGACUGCUAAAGAUUUCCCUUCUCCAUCAUCAUCUUCAUCGUCAUCAUCAUCCUCACCAUCUUUAAGCAAAGCUAGUGUCACAGCUGGGACCAAGAGAACUGCUGAAUCUGUGGCUGUUGCUGCUAACGGAUCUAGUCAAGUCGUGGGGUGGCCUCCUAUCAGAGCUUAUAGAAUGAAUAGCAUGGUUAAUCAAGCAAAAGUGCUGACAAUGGAGAACCGCAAAAAGGAGACCUCGAUGGUCGAGAACAGCACCAUCGGCGGCUAUCGUAACAAUGGUAACACUAAGAUGAAGAAAUCCACGUUUGUGAAGGUGAAUAUGGAUGGAACCCCAAUAGGAAGGAAGGUCGAUCUGAAUGCCCAUGAAUCGUAUGAAAAGUUAGCGAAAACGUUGGAAGAUAUGUUUCUCGAAACCGUCCCGAGUGUCAAUCCAUCUGGAUCAACGGCGCUGCAGCUUGAUAUGUUGAACAGGAUGACAAGACACUCGAAACUGCUGGAUGGAUCAUCCGAUUUCGUGCUUACUUACGAGGACAAGGAAGGUGACUGGAUGCUUGUCGGAGAUGUUCCUUGGGAGAUGUUCCUUACUUCAGUGAAAAGGCUUAGGAUCAUGAGGAAAUCUGAGGCAACUGGAUUAGCUCCAAGGUAACAAGAAACAAAACCAGAGACAGAGAAGAAAGCCAAUGUAGAAAUGUUUUUUUUGUUUUUGGUUUCAAUGUCAAUUACAGUGUUGAAGAAAUAUAGUCACCAUAGGUUAUGAAUGUAAUAUUUAAUACAAAUAACAACUAGUGAGAGUGUUGUUCUUUGCUUUGAUGCCUGUAAAUAAAAGCGGCAAGUUUGGUGUUGUUUAGUUUCAAAA